Molecule: messenger RNA, 4691 nt
Organism: Malurus melanocephalus (red-backed fairy wren)
Lineage: Eukaryota; Metazoa; Chordata; Aves; Passeriformes; Maluridae
Gene: MINPP1
Product: multiple inositol-polyphosphate phosphatase 1
Exons: 5
Coding region: 37-1398 (453 amino acids)
Molecular function (GO): inositol phosphate phosphatase activity; acid phosphatase activity
Source: RefSeq, a predicted model, not a curated record
UCCGCCUCUUCCUGCGGCAGCCGCGCAGUUGCAGCCAUGGCGCCUCGCCGGGACGCCGCUCUUCUCCUGCUGCUCCUCGCCCUGUCGCCGGCGAGCGCGGGGCUGAGCGGCUACUUCGGYACCAAGUCCCGCUACGAGGAGGUGAACCCGCACCUGGUGCGCGACCCGCUGUCGCUGGGCCCCGGGGCGGGCGGGUCGCUGCCCGCCUCCUGCGCUCCGCUGCAGCUCCGCGCCGUGCUCCGGCACGGCACCCGCUACCCCACGGCCGGGCAGGUCCGCCGGCUGGGCGAGCUGCACGCCCGGCUGCUCCGCCGGCCCGCGGGGACUGCCGCCUGCCCCGCCGCCGCCGCGCUGGCCGCCUGGCCCAUGUGGUACGAGGAGAGCCUGGACGGGCGGCUGGCGCCGCAGGGCCGGCGCGACAUGGAGCAGCUGGCCCAGCGCAUGGCCGCCCGCUUCCCCGCGCUGUUCGCCGCCCGCCGCCGCCUGGCGCUGGCCAGCAGCUCCAAGCACCGCUGCCUGCAGAGCGGGGCCGCCUUCCGCCGCGGGCUCGGGCCCACCCUCGACUUCGGCGGCGAUGAGGUGGAGGUUGAAGUUAACGACUCCCUGAUGCGGUUCUUUGAUCACUGCGCCAAGUUUGUAGCCCUMGUGGAGGAGAACGAUGCAGCCAUGUGCCAGGUGAACGCCUUCAAAGAGGGGCCUGAGAUGAAGAAGGUCCUGGAGAAGGUGGCCAGUGCCUUGUGUAUGCCAGUGGAGGAGCUAAACGCAGAUCUUGUUCAAGUGGCUUUUCUCACCUGCUCAUACGAGCUGGCUAUAAAGAAUGUGACCUCCCCGUGGUGUUCCCUCUUCAGUGAAGAAGAUGCCAAGGUGCUGGAAUAYCUGAACGACCUGAAGCAAUACUGGAAGAGAGGAUAUGGAUAUGACAUCAACAGUCGCUCUAGCUGCAUUUUAUUCCAAGAUAUCUUCCAGCACUUGGACAAAGCAGUGGAAGAAAGCAAAAGUUCCAAACCCAUUUCUUCACCUUUGAUUGUCCAAGUUGGGCAUGCAGAGACUCUGCAGCCCCUGCUUGCCCUGAUGGGUUACUUCAAAGAUGACGAGCCUCUCCUGGCCAACAACUACGCCCGGCACGCGCAGCGGAAAUUCCGCAGCGGCCGCAUCGUGCCUUACGCAGCCAACCUGGUGUUCGUGCUCUACCACUGCGACCACGUGAACGCCUCCCAGGAGGAGUACCAGGUACAGCUGAUGCUCAAUGAGAAACUGCUGGCUUUCCAUCAUUCCAACGAGACCAUCUCCACCUACGCRGACUUCAAGGACUACUACAGGGACCUCCUGGAGAACUGUCACUUCAAGGAGGAGUGCGAGCUGCCCAAAGUCAACAUCACUGCUGUUGAUGAGCUGUGARAGGACAAAACAGAAUGAGUGUUCUUCAGACUGCUCUGGGUUCAGUUCCAUAAGCAUUGGGAACAAGCACUUUGGAUGAUUUGCUGCUGCUGUGCUGACUUUCUAACCUUGCAGUUUCAGGGGGUUGUCUCAGCUCAGUGCACUGAUUUCUCUAUUGCAUAAGCAGAGCUGCAAAAACACCUGCUGUGACAGGGAAGUUGUUACAAAUGUGUGAUGAAAGGCACAAGUACCUGGGGUGUUUAUAUGUACAAAUAAGCUGAUUUCAUUGGUCAGUGCUGUUAUGAAUGCGACAUGGAUGAAUUUAAGAGCUGGGGCAGCUUCUAUUUURUUUGAUCUCAAAGUGGUUGGACUGAUUCAGUAUUGCUUUGUGCUGCCUGUGUUUCUAGCUGCUGUUUUCCUGUGCCACGCAUGAAAUACUUCAAACCUCUUUUUGAUCUUUUUCCCAAGCUUCUAGAAGGGAGAGGGUACGUAGUUCUUCUCCACAGCUGCACAAUUUCUGCCUGGACAACACCAUCUCCUUUUGGGGCAUUUUAAAGCAGGAGGAGUUCCUGCAUGCAUCACCUGCUUGAAAAGGGGCAAGAAAUUAAAAGUCUUAAAGGCAUCAUCGACCCAUCCUGCAUAGCAAGUUAGUCUCCAGGGUAAGUAAAUUAUCUUUUAAAAGAGGUAGAGAAAAAGGUGAGGGAAUGGAAAGUAGUUACUYUUCCUUCAAGGUGCUCUGGGACAUGCAGCAGUUGUUCUCUAAAUAAUCUGGAGUGUCCUUUCACUAACACCAUCCAUUUUGGGUGUUAUUUGGGCUGGGACAUUCAGGUUGGGCUGUGCCAUGGUUCUGACUAUCUUGGUCCUGGCCAGGURCUGACAGUUUUCCUACCAGCUCUGGCUGGAAGGCCACUCUGAUGUCUCCAGCCUCCUGCUUGAAAUGGAAUUGUUGCUAACUCUAAAUCCAGUUUUUUUAACUGUAUAAAGAUUGAGCUGAGACUUUUGCUAACUUGAAGACAUCAAACACGCUGUCACUUAUGUAGGCCUUAUACAUUCAUUGUGCCACYUUGCUUUUGAAAUGCAGCUGGUUUUGAAGGGUUGAAUUGCCUAAAAGGACUGGUGAUCUUUUAAAGCAACUGCACUUUAAGKUCCCUUAUUCCUGAAAGCUGGAAAGUACAUUUAAGUUCUGCACUGUGGUAGCAAAAGGAAAACUGAAGAUAACUGAUGAGUAAUGUUUGAGUGGAGUCAAAUGAAAACUCCUUCAUCACCUGCAAGGGAAUGAAUGCUUGACCAAAUUAUCCCAAAGCAGAUCGAGUUAUGGAUUUAUGGUGCUGGUAGCUCUUGAAGUGUGCACUCUCACCCUCUAAUGAGUGUUCCAGAGCUCACUCUGUACAAGUGGGGUUUGUUUUGCUGUGUUCCCUGGGCAGGAGGUGAAGGGUUGGAAUAAGUGAUUACCACAGCAUAGCCUGCAGCAGUGGAGGGUAUAAAUGUCUAUAGUGCACCUGAUAAGUCCUUUUUGUAGGCUCACCCCCAGAACUGGGAAGUUAACUGCUGCACAAACAAAACCUGAGGAGAGGCCAAAAUCCAAGCUGAGUGUGUAAGGGGUUUUUUAAAAAAAAUUUCUUGGGAACUCAGCCUUUUGCCACUUUUUUCCUCUUAAUAUGCCUUGUGUAAAAGCACUUCAGGUUUACAUACCUGUACGUUAAGGAGCAAUUAAACACCUGGUUUUUGCUGUUGUUUUCUGAGUUCAGGGAAUUUCCCUACCUGUGGUUGUAGAGCCCUGUUUUGUUAGUGCACCUCUGCCGCAGAGACCAAGAGAUCACUGAAGACACKGAUUCAAAUAUUUCAGCACUUGCCUAUGUUAAAUCUGCAGCUCUUUCUGAAGCUGGUGGAAUGGUUAGGGAGGAGUUCUGAGCUGCAACAACCAGAGGAGUGUAGGUCAGGAUAAUUGUCAGCCCCUGCAUAUGACUUCGCUGCUUGAUCACCUUUGCAUGUCUCCUUUUUCACGUGAUCCAUCUUGAGACUAAGUCAACUGAUGGUAGUGGUUGUGACAGAUCCCAGGUAGGAACYUUUUUGCAACAUUUGAGUCAGGCUGCAAAGAAAUGAGCCUUUGUUUAAWGGCAGUUAAGUUUGGAAAUAGCAGAUACGAGAGUGAGAAAAUCCACCUUUGAACAAAUAUUUUUUUCUGUGAGUCAGUGAUGAUUCAUGAACAGAAGGGAUGAAAGCCUGACUAUGGGAAAUGAAUGGAGGAUUCUGUUGUCAGUUCAGCAAGACUGAUUUUAAGACAUCAUAUUUGUUAAAAGAUACAUCCUUCUUCCUUAUGGAGGGAGGAAUACAUUGCACUUGAUUGCUUUUUUGAGCRUGUGCCAGAUGAGGUGCAGGAAUCAAGAAGUUCCUUCUAUUGUGGAGUACCCUUUGUUUGGCYAUUAGCAGGUUGAUUGUAUGUUUAAAUUCUGUGGAUGAUUGCUCAGAAGCUGUUCCCUAUUUCACCUCGGAGUACAAGUCCAUCACACCCCCAGUGUAACAGAUCUCUUCAGUGGCUGUCAGCAAUUAACUGGGAAGAAAAAUGUGCUGGUGGGGCUCUGAUGUGUGUUUAGAGGAUGCUCUGACUCACUCCUUUGGCAAAAUUUAGAGGCUCAGUGUGGAAACUUUCCACCAUUGUAGCACUAUAGAAGUGCUGGGMCAUGUAAAUACUCCAGGCACUUCUUCUGGUUCUGAGCACUGGGGAGGUGACUUCACUCUGAUCCUUUUAUCUAAUAAACAUAGGCUUUUGUUUAGAUAYUUAAAAUAGAAAACAGAAAUGGAUCAAAGUAUUUCUACAAAGUUGGGCACUCAUUCAGUGUAUGAUGUUUCAGCGGGCUGCCACAUCUGGCAGUGCACGUUCCUACAUACUGCAAAAGUCCUCCAAGACAAUGUUUCCUCCUCCCUGUGGCUCUGGAGGCCUCAUCUCAGUCACCUGACAYGGACUCUCUGCAAUCUUUCUGAAACUAGAAGCUUUCACUGAUGRAAAACACCAGUGUUCUUGGAUGCUGGCCUUCAAUACAUGUGAAAUACAUUUUAAUUUGUUAAAUGUUGAAUCUUUCUGGCAAGUGAAUUUUUUCUGUCUAGUAAGAACUGCUUUUGUUCUGGUUAACAUCAAGCUUUCAAAUGCAGAUUUGUAAUGAUCUGGCACUAACUGGAUGAAUUUGGAGAACUUUUGGAUUUUUUGUGCUGUGAAAUAAAACCACACUUUUUUCAUCUCUGAGCAGCAGUAAUUACACAAUCUUUGGUAUCAUGGCUGUGUUUUGCUUCAAAAUACAUUUGGGAAGUUGCUGUUA